AUGUCGCAGAGCUGGGAAAUCGCGACAGAGCGAAUGUUAUUUUACAUCUCAUGUACUGCCGAGAUGUGUUUCCCAAAUACUCUGAGAGCAGCAAUCAGACUCCAAAAUUGCAUUCGCUCUUUAUCCAGGCUUGCCUCGGCAAAAUACUUCUUCGGCAUUUCUCGUAGCAUUGAGCCGCUCGCCCUUUUGAGAAUUGAUACCGCAUCGCACAACAUUGCGCCGACGAAGAUGUUAGUCACGAGUGAUGAAGUCAUGCUCGCUACACAAAGGGUUCGUUUGAUCUAUGCGCGCCUCCCCGAAAUCCCCGAAAGUUGUUGGCCCGUAUUAUAA
This is a messenger RNA of Sclerotinia sclerotiorum 1980 UF-70, 330 nucleotides long. RefSeq lists its product with no specific name. The record is from RefSeq and is a predicted model, not a curated record. The transcript is spliced from 3 exons. The coding region runs from base 1 to 330 and encodes 109 amino acids. Lineage: Eukaryota; Fungi; Ascomycota; Leotiomycetes; Helotiales; Sclerotiniaceae.